Messenger RNA from Marasmius oreades (fairy-ring Marasmius), 1298 nucleotides. RefSeq lists its product as uncharacterized. Bases 307 to 849 code for a protein of 180 amino acids. The record is from RefSeq and is a predicted model, not a curated record. The transcript is spliced from 4 exons. Lineage: Eukaryota; Fungi; Basidiomycota; Agaricomycetes; Agaricales; Marasmiaceae.
AGCCUGGGCGGGCGGGCUCCAACUUCAACAUACUAAUAGGUUUUUUUAAACAGCUUUCGUAGAGCUCAACAGCCUUCGAGCCUUGUAACAACUUCUCAAAUCACCAUUACCUACUUGCUGCGGGAGGUUAUACUGGCAACCAGCUAGAGUAAGUGCAGAUGGAUGCUUAACAACUCAGCAGACGGGCCCCAACUCCAAACUUCGAAAUCCACUUCUCUCCUACGGGAGGUCUUUUAGCCCCGGGCGCUACCUAGAAUACCAACUCGUAUAAACCUCCUAGAAUCAUCACAGUCACCACAUCAUCCCAUGGACCUCAUAUUCUCAAAGGACUCUCCUCGCAACGCGACUCUCUCACUUCCCACCGGUAAACCCGUCUACGAAAUAUCCACCCCAGACCGAUGGUUCCAUCAUGAACAGACGGCAUUGAAGAAAUUCCAACCUGGAAAGUCCCUGCCGCAGGACAUGGGUGUCAUCGAGAUUCAUAGUUGGAACAAGAGUGUGGUCGAAGUCUGGGGAAGGAGCGUUCUUCCGAAGAGUGCUGGAGUUUUCAAGAGAGGGAAAAUAUUCACAUCUUCAAAUGGUCAGCAAUACACAUGGAAGCGCAAAUCGAGGACAGCAAUGUUGACCGACAAAUUGGACAACACCAUGGCCGUUUACGAUGAACGCCGCACUAAUGUUUUCAGUCGAAAAGCUCCCAGUCCAGCGAAAUUGAGGAUAACACCUGCUGCUGUUGAAAUCGCAGAUGAGAUUGUUGGCACUUUCUUGUACUUUGAAGAACAGGAAAGAAGGGCACGUAGGUCUGCGGCGGCUAGUAGUGCUGGUAGCAGCGCAGCCGCUUCAACAUGCUAAUUGGGUAUUUUAUUCACCCGAAUUCCCCCAAAUUUGAUUUCGUAAAUGAAUCUAUUUAUAUAUCAGCAAUCUCCUAAUUCAAUUCUCGUUCCCGAAGGAAGGAUCUUGGACUUUUCUUUUGAAAUUGUCACUAGGGAUGAGAACCAUAGCAUGGUACCACAACUGUACAACGUAGUGAGGAAAGAAUUGUAUACAAGUACUUGAAAGUGUUAGGAUGGAAUGGAAUCAAACGGUGGCGACCGGAAAACUACUGAGGGCAGCACUCCUACGUUGUGCCCGUCUUUCCUGUUGUUCAAAGUACACAAAAGUGCCAACAAUCUCAUCGGCGAGUUCCACAGCAGCAGGUGCGAUCGUCAAUUUCGCUGGAGUUGGAUCUUUGGGGCUGAACAUAUUAAUGAGGUGGCGGGUGUCAUAAAUGGCCAAGGUGUUGUCGAAUUUGUCGGUUAGCU